Protopolystoma xenopodis is the source of this 585-nucleotide messenger RNA. Lineage: Eukaryota; Metazoa; Platyhelminthes; Monogenea; Polystomatidea; Polystomatidae. The record is from the annotation of a GenBank genome assembly.
AUGUUUGUCGAUUUGGGUGUGAUGGAAGUGUUGGUGCUUGGGCGUGUGGGCGCGUGCUGGAGUGGGGUCAGAGGUGGGCAUGCCCGAGGUGGGUGUGGAGGAAACAGGCCUCCACGGAUAUUUGCAGGAGGGGCCGACGAGACGAGACAAACGUCGAGCCAAUGGCCGACAGGAGCCGGGCCGGACUCGAGCCCAGGAUUAGGCGUCGGGGGUAGGGGCGGAUGGCGGUGGAAAGGGUGCCAGGACACACGGAGCGACUGUUGGCCUGACAGGACGAACCGGGAUUCGGGUUGUCGCUUCAAGUCAUGCGUGAAGCGAUGGGCUAAUCCGCGAGGCCGCGAGGCCGCAAGCCACGAUGAUUAUACGUGUUGCUUCUGUUUGCCCACAAUCACGCCAGUCGAGCCGACGUUGCCGAGAGCUGUUCUCGUCCCGGUUGAAGUGGACUGCCGGGACUCGAACCAUGACGCCACCGCGUGUAAACACGACAUGCUAGCCACUCGGCCACAGCGCCACGAGUUCGGUUGGCCCACAGGUUGGAUGUGGACGCCAGGAAAGGACAUUUGUCAUAUUUCCCACUAUCAGUAA